This is a messenger RNA of Gopherus flavomarginatus (Mexican gopher tortoise), 4437 nucleotides long. RefSeq names its product BICD family like cargo adaptor 2 (gene BICDL2). Bases 275 to 1768 code for a protein of 497 amino acids. The transcript is spliced from 9 exons. Gene Ontology annotation, biological process: Golgi to secretory granule transport; vesicle transport along microtubule. Lineage: Eukaryota; Metazoa; Chordata; Testudines; Testudinidae. The record is from RefSeq and is a predicted model, not a curated record.
GGGAUGGGGCAGGGCCGGAGGAGGGGUGGCAGGUGUCGCUCACCUGUGCCGGCCCCUUUGGGGCGGGGGUAGGAACCAGGAAAUAAACAGGAACUGAGCCCAGGGCACCUGCUGCUCCGAUCCAGGGGGGACAGAACCCAGGAGUCCUGCCCUCCCCCUCCGAGGGGGCAGAAACCCGCCCCCUCCCUCUUUGGGCAGGUAGAAGCCAGGCGUCCGGCCCCUCCUCUCCCUCCCCCUCGGGGUGCAGAGAACCCAGGCGUCCGGGCCCCCAGCCAUGGCAGCCCCCCCGCCGACGCCCCCCGCGCUGGGCGAGGGGUUCUACCCCUUCCCCACGGAGCGGCGGGGGGGCGCCGGGGACCCCGCCCCCGAGGAGCUGGGGGUGCUGCUGCAGCGCCGGGAGCAGGACCUGCUGCUGGCCGCCGAGCUGGGCAAGAUGCUGCUGGAGCAGAACGAGGAGCUGCGGGGGCGCAGCCAGGCGCUGGCCCGGGACCACACGGCCGCCCUGGAGAGGCUGGAGCAGGAGAAGUAUGAGCUGCGCCGGCGGCUGGAGUCGGGGGUGGCCGAGUGGGAGACGCGGGUGGCAGAGCUGGAGGGGGACCUGGCAGCCCUGCGAGCCCAGCUGGGCCACCAGCGGCUGGAGCAGCAGGACACCAGCCGGGAGAGCUCCCAGGUGGCACAGGAGCUGUCGGAGCAGAACCAGCGCCUGGCCGAGCAGCUGAGCCAGGCCUUCCAGCUGGAGCAGCGGCUGCAGGACGAGCUGAUGGCCUUGCGGGUUGAGAAUCGCACCCUGGGGAUGAGCAGCGCCGAGCACGCGGCCCGGACCCAGAGCCUGCAGGCCGAGAACCUGAUGCUGCAGGAACGGAAGCAGGAGCUGGAGCGUCAGACCCGGCAGCUGCGGGAGGAGACCGAGGCCAUGCAGGGGCUGGUGGAGACGCUGCAUGAAAACCUGCUGCUGCUGCGCCGGGAGGUGCACGAGAAGGAGCUGCAGGCCCAGCAGCUCCGGGCCGAGGCAGAGGAGCUCCGAGUCUCCAACAGGUGGCUCCAGCGCCGGGUAAGGGAGAUGGCGGAUGAGAUUCGUCUCCAUGACUCAGAUGCGUCGCUCGCCUCCCUGCAGUUGGAGAUUGAGCAGAGCGGCGAGGGGAGCCUGGAGCAGAACGGGGGGCUUGCUAAGCCCCUGGCCAGGACCGUCUCUGAGGCUGCCCCUGGGGGUCCGAAGACCCCAGCCCGGGGGUCGGAAGAGGAGGGUGAAUGUGCUAAACGGGUCUUGGCUCUGACCCAACUGGAUCAAGACCUGUUGAGACAGAAAGAGGUAGAGAUACAAAAACUCCAUGACCAGCUGACCCUGCAGCACGUGCAGCUGGGCAGCCUGCGGGGGGAGCUGGCGAGCCAGAGACGCCUCUUCCAGGAAAGCGACCGGGACGAGACCCUCAAACUGGCCGUGGCCGAUCGGGACGAAGCCAUUAUCAGGAAGGGCCAAAUGGAGCUGGAGCUGGCCCAGGUCUCUCUGGAGCGGGACUCCAUGAGCCAACAGCUGCUGGCCGCCAUCCGCCAGAAGAUGGCGCUGUGCCAGGAGCUGGAGGACUGGCAGGACGACAUGGAGUUCAUUAUCAAGCAGCAGCUGAAGCUCCAGUGGCAGCAAGAAGGGAUCCCCACAUCCCCCCUGGCUCUCUCCAGGACCCCGGCGCAGGCCAAGACCUCGCCUUUCUUUCGGCGCGGGAACAGCGCCCCCAAUGGCACCAGCUUCCUAUCGCUCUUCAAAAAAAGCUGAGACCCUGGGGGCUGGUUCUGGAGGUUCUAGGGGGUGGAGAGGAAGAGGGGUCAGGGUGGGGUGAGUGGACACAAGACACCAGCACCAAACAAAGGAAGCAGCCAGACCAGCUGGUACUGAGGUGCCAAUGAGAGGAGUCUUUGGAUAACUAGCUGCAAGGUCACUUAACAAGAUGUUCUAGGUCACUCAGCUAGAGAGUCUGUCCAGAGGAUUUGCUGAUACGCCACGGCAAGUUCCAGGUCUCCAAACCCUUCCUCUCUCAAUUGCCCAAUUGAUGUUCUAGGUGGGUCAACAGAGCCAUUCUAGGUACUCAGCCUCCGAGGUUUAAUGCUGCACGUUGAACAAGCAAGGGUCCGGCCAUGGGCUGUUCUAGGUUACCCAAUCCUAUCUAACUGGGUAACUGUAGUAGCUGCCCACGGGGUGCUAGGUUCUCUUACUGCACAAGCUGUUGGCUAACUGUAACCAUCUGUAUACUCCAUAUUGACUGGACUAAGGUUCUAGAUUAUCCCACUGAGUGAUCUAUAUUGGCCAGCUUUAUACUACUCGAUAUGCCAGGGGCGGGCAAACUUUUUGGCCACAUCGAGUUUCCGAAAUUGUAUGGAGGGCUGGUUAGUGGAGGCUGUGCCUCCUCAAACAGCCAGGCGUGUCCUGGCCCCAACCCCCUAUCCAAUUCCCUCUGCUUCUCUCCCCCUGACAGCCCCCCCAGGACUCCAGCCCCAUCCAACCCCCCCCGUUCCCUGUCCCCUGACAGCCCCCAUAGGACCCCUGUCCCAUCCAACUCCCCCUGAUCCCUGUGCCCUGAUUGCCCCAGAAAUCCCUGCCCCUGAGUGCCCCCCGCCACCCCAUCCAACCCCCCUUCCUUCUUGAUUGCUCCCCGGGACCACUGCCUCUAUUCAGCCCCCUUGUUCUCUGACCUCUGACUGCUCUUACCCCUAUUCACACCUCCGCCCCCUGACCACCACCCUGAACGCUCCUGCCCUCUAUCUAACCCCCCGUUCCCUGCCCCCUUACCACGCUGCCUGGGGCACCGAUGCCUGCGGCACUACAGCCGUGCUGCCCAGAGCACCAGGACAGGCAGCCGCACCGCCCGGCUGGAGCCAGCCAUGCCACCGCCCAGCACAGAGCACCGGGUCAGGCCACGUCUCUGCAGCCCGGCUGCACGGAGCAUUGUGCCGGUGGUGCAGAGAGCUCAGGCUGCGGGGGAGGGGGACAGCAGGGGAGGGGCCGGGGACUAGCCUCCCCAGCCAGGAGCUUAGGGGCUGGGCAGGAGGGUCCCUGGGGCCGGAUGUGGCCCGCGGGGCAUAGUUUGCCACCUCUGGGAUAUGCAGUAUUGACCAAACAGGAGUUCCCUGUUAUCCUGCUGCAUAAUCUAGGUUGGCCAACUCUAUUCAACUGGAUACUCCAUAUUGAACAAACUAGGGUUCUAGGUUAUCCUACCUGGUUAUCCAACCCUUCUCACGAUGGCUUGACAAACUGGAUGGUGCUGAUUAGCCAAAUGAGUUUCAUGUGAGCCAAUUGAGUGUCCUAGGUUAGGAUACUGGAUGUGUGAGGAUACCCAGAUGUCCCUUUCUAAAUUGGCCAGUUGGAUUCCCUGUGGCGGUAGCAGUUACGGUGCGUGAUCCUAGCUGGUGUUCUUGGCUACACCAUUCACUCCAAGUGGAUGCACCGUGUUGACAAAGACAUGGUCCUACGUCCUAUCCUGUUUGGGGUUCUAGAUCACAGAACUCACUUCAGGGGGACUCUUCAUUGCUGGCCUGCCCCUCUAUACUUCCCAAUGGGAGGUUUGGUGUCAGCCAAUGGACAGUUCUAUAUCACCCUACAUCCUAUUAACUCCCUUGCCUGUGGCUCUCAAGCUACCAAGACACGUUGCUCAUCUGUUUUUUUCAGAUGAGGACUCAGGACUAACAUGCAUUAUGUGCAGACAGAAGGUGCAGAACAGGGCAUCUGUAAAAAAAUCUGCUUCAGGUUUGGGGGAGAGGUUCUAGGUGACUCAAUACAAGGCACAAAAGGUGGCUGGCCAAAACACUAGAGAAGCCAAGAGAAAAGAGGCCAUGUAAUAACCCUCAGCACUGACCCUUAGCCAGCACCUUCCACUUGAUUAGCACUUUAAUAACCCUGAUUAACCUCCUCAACCCAACCCCCGUAAACUGAGUCCCUAACCUUAUCCCCACUUCACACGGGGCAACCUGAGGCACGGAGAGGUGAAGGGACUCGACCAAGGUCACACAGUGGCAGAGAAGAGAACCCAGGAGUCCUGAUGCCCAGCCCCCUCCGCUGCUCUAACCUACUAGGCCCUGCUCCCCUUCCACAAAGCACCCUCCUAACAGCUACUUGGUGCGAGUAUUUCCGACUCAAGCAGCCGAACGUUUGAGGUUCUAGAUUCUAUCACACACGCAGAGCAGGGCUCAUCCCCCUCCAGCAGGGGGCAGAAUAUUUUCCUCCCGUAUCUGCUCAACGUGCCCCGUGCACCUUGGGUUAUUAUAUGAUCAAAGGUCUAUUUAUCUACACAGGGAACAUGCUCCAUUACUAACCAUUCGUACGGCGCUGACUCAGAGGCGGCCAGUCUCCAACACGCUUGGGUUGUGAGCAGGGAUUUUCUAGCCUGCUGCCUUGUGCAAAUAUCAUGUAUGCAGAGUGAGCGUAGAAAGAGUUGGUUACUAAUCGCUGUG